AUGUGGUAUAUAGAAAUCUUAGACGCAGUCCCUGCAGAUGAAUGUGUUACUGCUGAAGCUGGUGACUUUGUUUCUGUCCACUACAGAGGUCAAAUUCUUGAUGGUAUGCCAUUUGACAACUCUUAUGACAGAGGCCAACCUAUCGCAUUUAAGUUAGGUUCUGGUCAAGUUAUCGAAGGGUGGGACCAAGGUAUCUUGGGUAUGUGUAUCGGAGAAAAGCGUAAGUUGACUAUUCCACAUGAAUUGGGCUAUGGUGAACAAGGUAUUGGUCCAAUUCCUCCAAAGGCAACCUUGAUUUUCUAUACCGAAUUAGUUGACAUUGGUGGUAAAACCAAGGAGAAGAAAAUUGUUAGAGACGAAUUAUGA
This is a messenger RNA of Lizanozyma spartinae, 366 nucleotides long. It is a transcript of the gene FPR2, whose product is annotated as peptidylprolyl isomerase family protein. Gene Ontology annotation, molecular function: peptidyl-prolyl cis-trans isomerase activity. Lineage: Eukaryota; Fungi; Ascomycota; Pichiomycetes; Serinales; Debaryomycetaceae. Gene Ontology annotation, biological process: protein peptidyl-prolyl isomerization. The coding region runs from base 1 to 366 and encodes 121 amino acids. The record is from RefSeq and is a predicted model, not a curated record. The transcript has 3 exons.